AUUCAAAUAUAAUAGCAUCUUGCAAUAGUGGUAAUCUGCCAUCCAUUGAAAAUUAUCUUGCAGAAUGGGAAAAAAUGUCUAUUGGAUGUUUUAAUGAUGGAAAUAAAAUUAAUGAAGCUGUUAUUAGACUGGUUGGAAACGGAAAGAUUACGAAUGGAAAG
Messenger RNA from Entrophospora sp. SA101, 161 nucleotides. The record is from the annotation of a GenBank genome assembly. NCBI's taxonomy places the organism in Eukaryota, Fungi, Glomeromycota, Glomeromycetes, Entrophosporales, Entrophosporaceae.